CGCCGCCCGCCCGCCCGCGACUCCUCAGGCGGCCCCGCCCUGCCCCGCGCGCCUCAGGCUGCAACUGUUAAUUUUGUUGCGAUGGAGACUCUAUCCCUGGAGCGCCAGAUCCAGAGUGUGCAGAGACAUGUUGCCUUCCUGAAAAAGGAGCAGAUGAGCCUUCUUCAUGACCUGCACUUGGAGAUCCUUCACUUGCAGAAACACUGCACAGAGCUGACCCAUGACCUCGAAACAAAGGAAUUGGAAGCCAGCCAUCAAGAAAUUGUCGACCAGGAACUGGAGGAGAAAUGCAAGGUCAUGGAGGCCCAGCUGCAGGAGAAAGAAAAGGACCAUCUCGAGUUGCGGAAGGAGCUCCGGCACAAGGAGAGCUUGGUGGCUGCUCUGCGCUCCAGCCUGCGAAGCAGAGAGAGGAAGUUCCUGGAGGAACUGAAGAGGAGGAGCCACCGCGUGACCAUCCUCAACACAGAGCUGCAGAAGCAGACUGAGGCAGCUGCUUACCUCUCCUUCCAGCUGCACGCCACCAAGCAGAAGCUUCACGGUUCCCGGCAAAGUGCCAAACCUCUUGCUGACCGGCCUCCGGAGAAGUCCUUCCUCCAUCAGCCCGUCAGCGAGGCGAGGCCCAAGAAACGGACCCAGAAGUCCCCAUCCCGCAGGCAGGCUGCUGGCUCCUUCCAUGGCAAGGGGGCCUUCAAGGACCCUUCCUUUCGUGAUGGAUUCCGCAGUUUCGAAGAUGCUGAGCCCAUGCCUGACCCGGCCCUGUUUUUGUGUCCCAAAUGGCACCACACUCCUGCCCACUGUUGGAAAUUAGAGGCCCUCUCCUCCACCAAAGCAGGGGCUGACCAGAGUGAGCCCCUCACCCCCCAAGGUCUUCCAGCCCACCCACCCAGGAACCAACGGAAAGGUCACCAAAGAGCAUCCCGGCAGCCUUCCCAAGAACGUGCAGGACCCACACGCAGGACUUGGGGGAAAUCGAGACCCUCUUCCCAAGGGGAUCAGUGCAAAGAAAAUGGAGCAAGCCCCCACCAUGAAAAGGAUGCUGAGUAACCACAGAAUGGAGGGGGGGCACCUUCUUGGUUUGAGGUAGCUUUUCUAAAGAGGUUGUGGGGGAGGGCAGGUUUUUGCAAAUCAGGGGCCAGUUUUGGGGAAAGUGCUCAGACCUCCCAGAUCCAACCGUGCUUCUUUCAGCUGCUUCAGUGCUGGAGGAUCUGGGCCCUCCUCCGUGAUUUGUUCCUUCCUUUCCUUGGCAUCUUCCCCACCCCUGUCUCACCUGCCUGCUGGAGCGGGGAAAGGGAAUCGUGUAUGAUUGUAUGAAGUCAUUCUUCCUGAUGCACAGGUGCACCAUUGAUCAUCUGCAGAACACCACUCUAGAAGAAUGUAACCCCCAAGACAGCCUUUUUGCAAUGUUUUAUUAAUAUAUGGGUAAUAUGGAGGAGAGGAUACAGUGUAAAGGCGUUAGUUAUAUGCAAAAAUUGUUUUUUAGUCCAUCAAUUUUACUUCGGAAACAAAACAAUAAUCUGGAACUCCAGAAUCUAGGGAGAAAUUUAGGAGAAUUUCAAAGGCACCCCUAGAAUGUUGUGACAUAAAUGUAGUAAAUAUCGUUUAAAGUCACAAUGCUGUGCAACAUUCAGCCAGGAGAACUGGAAGACUGGCACACACACACACUUCCCACAAGUUUUCGUGCCUUGAGAUUACAGCUUAGUGAGUUUUCCAUUUCACUUACUGGCAUACAUUUCAAACCUGGAGACUUGAUAUUUUGUAUUCUUGAUUUUGAUGGCAAAACAGCAUUUUUGGUGCUGAAGUUUGUGUUUUGACUGUU
Molecule: messenger RNA, 1816 nt
Organism: Heteronotia binoei (common prickly gecko)
Lineage: Eukaryota; Metazoa; Chordata; Lepidosauria; Squamata; Gekkonidae
Gene: CCDC92B
Product: coiled-coil domain containing 92B
Exons: 4
Coding region: 82-1044 (320 amino acids)
Source: RefSeq, a predicted model, not a curated record